Molecule: messenger RNA, 2138 nt
Organism: Sebastes umbrosus (honeycomb rockfish)
Lineage: Eukaryota; Metazoa; Chordata; Actinopteri; Perciformes; Sebastidae
Gene: gucd1
Product: guanylyl cyclase domain containing 1
Exons: 6
Coding region: 383-1066 (227 amino acids)
Source: RefSeq, a predicted model, not a curated record
UGACCUAGCCUCCUUUCCAUAGGCCUUGUUCUCAGUCUGCUAGCAAACAACAGAGCAGUGGAGCAGAGCCUCUUGCAUAGAGGCAUCGUCACAACAACUUUGUAAAGAAAAAAAAUAUUUCUUACUUGUAUCCCCUGUUAGUUUAGUUCACUAAUAAGUGUAUGUGGAGCAGCGGUGAGCGUGGAGGAGCUCGUCUCGGACCUGGAGCACACUAGUUAGCAUCAGCACUGUUAGCCUCACAGCUAACCUGCAGCUGGUCUCUGCUAGCUAGCUUCCAUGAAUGAAGCAACCCGACCCCGGCUGCUAACAUGCUGUAAACACCACUGAGCAGCUGGUCUGCAGUUAGCUAGUCGGCCGCUCGUCUAAGAAGGAAUCCAACAGAAUGACAGAGGAUGCCGUCCUGCUGAAUGUGCCUGUGAUUCGGCAGCUGUACCACUGGGACUGUGGCUUAGCCUGCUCCAGGAUGGUCCUCAAGUACCUUCAUCCAGUCAGUGACGAGGAGUUUCAGAGAGCAUGCUGGGAUCUCAAGCUGACAGAAAGUGUGUGGACUAUUGACCUGGCCUACCUCAUGUGCCAUUUAGGAAUCAAACACUGCUUUUGCACGCAGACUCUGGGUGUUGAUAAGGGCUUCAGGAAUCAGUCCUUCUACAAGAAACACUUUGAUACAGAAGAAGACAGAGUGAAUGAGCUCUUCCUCAAAGCAGAGAGCAAUAGUGUGGUGGUGAAGAAAUGCUCUGUGACGGUUCAGGAAAUCCAGUCUCAUCUGGAGCAGGGCCACGUUGCUAUAGUGCUGGUCAACGCCGUGGUCUUGACAUGUGAACUCUGCUCCUCGCCCGUCAAGUACUGCUGCUUCCUGCCUGUGGGCCAGAAGUGUUUCUGCAGGAAGCCGGAGUACCAGGGUCAUUUUGUGGUAAUGUGCGGCUUCAACAGGACCACUGGCUGUGUUUUCUACAACAACCCUGCGUAUUCUGACCGAGUGUGCUGCACCAGCAUCAGUAACUUUGAGGAGGCUCGGCGGAGCUAUGGGACAGACGAAGAUAUCCUGUUGAUCUUUAAGGAGAGUUGAUGGACGUCGAUGAUGGGUUUGGAUUUCACUCUUCCUCAGCUCAUCGUUGUAGUGACCUGAUGCUUGCCCGGUGGACAGUCUUGGACUAGCGGCUCCCCCCGUUGUCGCAGAUCGCCAGGGCCGUCCUCUCCGGUGCUAAUAAGCCCAACUGCUCACAUGACUGCUGCACAUUCGCCGCUCUUAUUCCCUCUUCACACAGUCAAUACCACUCGAUCAUUGAAGGAUUAACAGCCGGGAGUUUCAAUAAGUUUUAUUUUUUUAAUCCACUUCUUUGAGAUUAGUCCAAAUGAAUUUUACCGUGUCUUUAUUGAAUUUUAAUGACCGAUAUUGGAGCUAUUGAAAUCUCACGCUGUGAGUAAUUCAGACUUGUUGAAACUACAGUGGAUGAAAUGUGGGAAUCAUGACACAGAAUAGGAAUUACCCGGAAAUAGUGUGCACAUAAUUCAGGGCAGAUAAUGACAACGUUUUAGUAUAUCCAAUUUAUUUGUCCUGUCCAGUGUUGACGUCCUGAAGAGCAUCACCUCCACUUGCCUUUAAAAAAAAAAGAAAAAUCCUCCUAACUCACCUCUCCGUCGCUUUUUAUUCUGAUGAUUCUAUCAACAGGGAAUACAGGAAGUAGUUGUGUUUUGAGAGCCUCAGGUAAUUAAUGCCCUAAAGUGUGACAUGUGCAUUAAAUGACAGCAAGUUCAAUGCAAUACUCCAUAGUGUGUCUAUGGAACUCAAUCUGCCUGCAGAAGAACAUGGACAAUGGAUUGGCAUACUGACACUUGAACUCACCUGUUUCAUUCACUUCACUGGGAAAAAAAACAGCUCAACGUGUUGUGUUUUAGUGUCGUGGCGACAUGCUGGAUAGACGGAUCCAUCGGACGGUUGUCUUGACCGCGUGGCAGAUCAAAGGUGUCAUUUUGGACUCACGUUCUCUGUGGAAAGUGGUGAAGACUAGGUCAUUUCCUCAUGGUCACACUUUUAUUCUUUAAUUUAGGAAUUAUGUAUUAAGUUUUUGCACUACACUUUUCAAAGCAGACAUAAUUAUGUGUUAUUUAAAUUAAAAAAAUAUGAAAUUGCUGUUCUU